ACACCUCGCCUUCCAUCUUAUGUUCCAUCACACGCAUUCUUAUCUCUAUCACCUCUGUUUAUGCUCGCUAUACAAGUAGGAACGCUUGUUAGGUAAAAUCUGCAUUGCAGCCGUUCACGUAAUCUGCCGUUCUCUUUAUAAAAGGCCUCUGUAUUCACUUGAUCGUCCAAUUCUUGUUCCUUUCAAGGAUCACGUAUUCUCUUGGAACAACUUUCAAUGUCUACAGAAUCAAUCGCCACAUCCUCCCCUUUGCCGCGGAUUGCAAAAGAAGCUCCCGCACAUCCCCUUGCUCCCCUAUCCUCUGCUGAGCUCGUGGCUGCCGCAGCCCUCAUCAAGGCAUCAUGGCCUAAACACACGAAUCUGCACUUCAAGGUGGUCACGCUGGAGGAGCCUCCCAAGUCGGAGGUUCUGGAAUAUCUGGACGCCGAACACAGCAACAAGCCUCUCCCGUCUCUUCCUCGGAAAGCUUUUGUGAACUACUACAUCCGGAACACUAACAAGUUCCACGAGGCCAUUGUCAACCUCACAACCAGCAAGGUUGAGCACAACGUCCGCCUAGGUCCCCACAUUCACGCCAAUGGUGAUGCUGAUGAGCUCUUUGCCAUCGAGAAGAUUGCUCUUGAGGACGAGGCCGUCAAGGCCGAAAUCGCCAAGUUGCAGCUGCCGGAGGGUACUGUGGUCAUCAGCGACCCCUGGAUCUACGGAUCCGACGGUAUCAACGAUUCUGAUCGCUUGUAUCAGUGCUUUCUAUAUCUCCGGGACCCUAUGAACCCCUCGGAGGCUGAUUCUUGUCACUAUGCCCACCCCCUCGCCAUCUCCCCCGUCAUCAGCACCGAGACCAUGAAGGUCAUCCGUAUCGACAUCAUGCCGACCGGUGUUGACAACACCAUCAAGCCUACUCAGCCUUACAAGAUCAAGCCGCCAAAUGAGUACCUUCCCGAGUACCAGAAACUGCGAACCGACCUGAAGCCCCUGAACGUCGUUCAGCCCGAGGGAGCCAGUUUCACUGUGACCCAGGAGGACACCUCCUCUGUUAUUGAAUGGCAGAAGUGGAGGAUGCGAGUGGGCUUCAACCAACGUGAGGGGAUGGUGCUCUACGACGUCCGCUAUGAUGGCCGACCACUCUUUUACCGCCUGUCCCUUUCCGACAUGAACAUCCCCUACGCCGAUCCCCGCCACCCCUUCCACAAGAAGUCUGCCUUCGAUCUGGGUGACGCCGGAGCUGGCCUCAUGGCCAACAAUCUCAAGCUGGGCUGUGACUGCCUUGGCUCCAUCUACUACCUCGAUUCCAUCCUCGCCGAUGACGAAGGCGGUGUCAUCCCCAUGCCCAACGUAGUCUGCAUUCACGAGCAAGACGCUGGCAUCGGAUGGAAGCAUACCAACUACCGCACUGGCCGCGCCGUUGUUGUCCGCAAGCGCGAGCUCGUCCUCCAAUCCAUCAUCACCGUCUCCAACUACGAAUACGUCCUCGCCUUCGUCUUCAACCAAGCUGGCGAACUCGAAUACGAGAUCCGCGCCACUGGCAUUCUCUCCACCCAGCCCAUCGAUGAGGGCAUCGAAGUCCCCUUCGGCACCGUCGUGCACCCCGGAGUCCUCGCUGUCCACCAUCAACACAUCUUCUCCCUCCGUGUCGACCCCAUGCUCGAAGGCCCCCACAACCGCGUCGUCUACGAGGAGGCUCACGCCAUGCCGCGUUCAGACUUCAAUCCCCACGGCACGGGCUACUACGUCAAGGAGACCGUCGUCGAAGAAUCCGGCGGCUACGACGUCGACUACAGCGUCAACCGAGUAUUCAAGAUCCAGAACCCCAACGUGCGCAACCCCAUCAACAGCAAGCCCGUCGCGUACAAGAUCCAGGCGCCCGAUUUCCAGAAGAUCCUUUCCGACAGGGACAGCUUCAAUUACAAGCGUGCCGAGUUCUCCGAUCACAACAUCUAUGUCGUCAAGCACCGCGAUGGCGAGUUCUUCGCCGGUGGCAAGUACACGAACCAGAGCCGUGGCGGUACCGGUGUGCGCAGCUGGGCGGGUAGGAAGGAGAAUGUUAAGGAUACGGAUGUGGUGCUGUAUAUCCAGGCUGGUAUCAACCACGUCCCGCGUAUUGAGGACUUCCCCGUCAUGCCCGUCGAGAUACUCAAGAUUCACAUGAAGCCGGUCAACUUCUUCGACAAGAACCCCGCCCUCGAUGUCCCGCCCAGCGAGCAGAGUUUCAACAAGAGCGCACUGCUGAGCGAGCAGCAUCACCAGGGCAGUGCGGAAGCGACCGUUGGUGCGGACGGUACGACAUGCUGCGCUUCUAAGCUAUAGACGCGCAGAUUGAUGAGUGGGGAAGGGGUUUUGGGUGGGGUUGUGGCCUCGUUCCUUCAGAGGCUGGUUGAUUCUAAAUGAGGCUAUGAUGUUCGUUUCCUUUCUUCUCUUUCGGAUGUACAUAUU
Molecule: messenger RNA, 2430 nt
Organism: Westerdykella ornata
Lineage: Eukaryota; Fungi; Ascomycota; Dothideomycetes; Pleosporales; Sporormiaceae
Exons: 4
Coding region: 217-2304 (695 amino acids)
Biological process (GO): amine metabolic process
Molecular function (GO): quinone binding; copper ion binding; primary methylamine oxidase activity
Source: RefSeq, a predicted model, not a curated record